Eurytemora carolleeae is the source of this 1943-nucleotide messenger RNA. RefSeq lists its product as uncharacterized. Bases 300 to 1898 code for a protein of 532 amino acids. The record is from RefSeq and is a predicted model, not a curated record. The transcript is spliced from 12 exons. Lineage: Eukaryota; Metazoa; Arthropoda; Copepoda; Calanoida; Temoridae.
UCUUGGACGUUAAACUAGAUUUUUAAAAAAAUUAACAACACCAAUUAUAUUAUUAUAUUAUUUUUCUUAGUGAGCAGUGCAGAUUUUUCCAUGACGGCGGAAUACCAAGUUCUGAAAAUUCUGAGAGGAAAAUUUUGCUUGAAGCUCCAGAUUCACCUUUUAAACAUUCAAGACACGAUCGAGAAGAAGAAGGAGAUCGAGUGGAGGACGGAGGACGUGAUCGCAAUGAAGAAUCCUGUGUUGAAACCCUCGAAAUUCCCUCAGAAAAUAUUGGCUGUAUAAUUGGGAAGAAAGGAGAGAUGACCAAAACGUUGAGUUCAAAAUAUGGUGAUGCUUACAUACACAUUCCUGAGGCUUCAACCACCAAGGGUAAUAUCGUUGUUGGCGUCACUAUCCGUGGAAAGUACAACACUUUGAAGAAAAUAAUCGGAAAGAUUUACGAAAUCUUCUCUAAUCUAAAAAAGGACACCUCCUGCAUGUUCGAAUUGUUGUACAAAUACAAUAUAGCUGUAAAGGAUGAUGCUUAUGGUGAUAAAGAUGCAGAAAGACCGAGGAAACGAUCUCGACUGAAUCUAGAAGUGAAACCAGUAGAAGCAUUUCCUAGAACUACACAAGACUUUGAACCUGAAAUACUCCCUGUGGAAACUCAGUUUUUAAUCAACAGAGACUUCAAUCACAUAGAUCAUGGUGAGCCUUCUAAUCCAAUUAAUCCUAAUGAGCCUUCUAAGUUACGUCUCCAGCUACCGGAUAAGAAAGGAUUCCUUCCCCUCUCUCAGCACUGUCUUGUUCAACCCUUUGCUGCCGAAACUUUUCACAAAUCUCCGUUGAAAGUCCGAGCAAAUGAUAUUGUGACCUUCAUAAAGUUCUGCAAUUGUUGUAAUGGAUGUAACUACGGAUGCUUUAGGAACGCUGUUGAUAUGACUGGAUACAUUCCCAUGGAAUUUGUCAGUCCGGAUGUUAUCAAAUUUGACUGUCCUUUCUGCGAUGAAAUCACAGAAUUCUACGAGGAGAGAGAUUAUCUGGAGCAUAUGGUGGAUUCUCAUUUCUGGAAGAGAUUAAUCUCUUUUCUUCCAGAACUACCACCUUACACCUGCCCGCUCACUGAAUGCGGAGAAACCUAUCAGUCGAUCCAAGAGCUUUUGUUUCAUUUUGGACAGACACCGCAUAUGAAGGUUGGGGCGCUCAUUUUAGACUCAGUUGGUGAACGAGUUUAUAAGAUGAAGAUCAAACUAAAGUCUAAUUCUAAUCCUGAAAUAAAUAACCAUUUGGAACACUUGACAAGGAUGAACGGGGAGCUUGAACAGUCUUUGGCCACUCUUUCCAAUAAAGCUACUGAGGUUGAGGAGGAAAAGAGGCUAGAAAUUGAAAGGUUAAAAGCGCAACUCAGUGAGACGGAUUUUUUGAGAGAAAAGUUAAGAGUUUUAGAGGCAAAGGAGAAAGAGUUCAAAGAGAUGAAAAAUUUGGAAUCGGUUCUUGUUCAUGAGCAAAAUUUAGUUAGGACUAAAGAUGCUGAGAUUACAAAGCUGCAGAAAACGACGCAACAUUUAAGGGAGAAAUUAAAAGCGUCGGAGCGUAUAAAUGCGCAACUCAACAGCAGAAAUGUGAUCAGUAUUGAUGAUGACGAACUAGAGAAAACUAGAAAAGAAUUAAAUGACGCCAAGAAAUUAUUACAGACCAAGGAUGCAAAUAUUGUCCAACUAUCAACUCAAAAUAAUGUGUUAACAGUUGAACUGAAAAAUUUGAAAACCAAUGGCGCUCACACAAGUACUAGCUCUCUUGAUCUUGAGAAGGAAAUUGAGAAGCUCACAAAAAAAGUAAAUGCGCAAAAACAGAUGCUGCAAGUUAAACAAACAGAAAUUGAUCUGCUCAGAGAACAAAUCGAAGCUGCAGAUAUCUGAGAGAAAUAUUUUUCCAAAAAUUGCAUUUAUUAAACCUUUUCAGAA